Parnassius mnemosyne (clouded apollo) is the source of this 1104-nucleotide messenger RNA. The record is from the annotation of a GenBank genome assembly. Lineage: Eukaryota; Metazoa; Arthropoda; Insecta; Lepidoptera; Papilionidae.
AUGUUAAAAGUUGCUCUCAAGAGGUAUAGAACUUUAGUUCUUUUCAGUAUAUUUUUCUUUUACCUAGGAUGCUGUUUAACUUUAAGUUUCUUACGUAUUGAUUGUACUAAGGUAACUGUUAGUAAUAAUAACGUCUUGCAACUGCAAGACGAUACAAUAAUAUUAGCAGAAUAUAUUGUAUUAAUAGUUAGUAGUCCUAGUAAUCAAGCUAAACGCGAUGCUGUAAGAGCUACUUGGUCAAAGUUUGUAAAUAAUAUAUUCAUUGAUAACGGUCAAACAAUAUACAAGUGGAAUUAUUCUUGGACAACACAAAAUUCUCAACAUGGCAUGAUUAAAAUAUAUUUUGCUGUAGGAACACAGGGAUUAAAUGAUGAAAAAAUAAAAAGCUUAAGGGCUGAACAAAAACAUAGUAAAGAUUUGUUAUUUUUAAAUAUAGAGGACAAUUACCAAAAUUUAUCUCUAAAAAAUUUAAAAGCCAUAAAAUGGUUUAGUAAGAAUGUAAAAGGUAUGAAAUAUUUGAUCAAAUGUGAUGAUGAUUCUUUUGUCAGAAUUGAUUUGAUAGUAAAAGAUCUUGAAGCUUUUGCACCAAGUAUGACUGCACCAGAGAUAAACCAAUUUGUUACAUUAAAAAACAGGAUACCCUCAGAUAAAGGACUGUAUUGGGGUUAUUUUAACGGCCAUGCUAAUGUUUAUCUAAAUGGAAAGUGGCAGGAGAGGACGUGGUUUCUAUGUGAUAAAUAUUUGCCAUAUGCACUUGGUGGCGGUUAUGUUAUUUCUCGCAGUAUUGUGGACUAUAUAGCCAACAAUUCAAAUUUACUAAGUUAUUACAAUUCAGAGGAUGUCUCGAUGGGUGUAUGGACAGCUGCACUAGAUAUAAACAGGGUUCAUGACAUUAGAUUUGACACUGAGUGGAAAUCAAGAGGUUGUAAUAAAACAAUGUUGGUGCGGCACAAGCAAUCGCCCAGUGAUAUGUUCGAAAUGUAUGAGACUUUAGUGCACUCUCAUGGAGAAAAACUUUGUAAGACUGAAGACUUUAAGAGAAAAACAUAUUUUUACAAUUGGAAUGUAUUGCCUAGUAUGUGUUGUAGCAGUACACAAAAUUAA